AUUUGUCGUUUAACCUUUUAAGAUUUAGUUUGUUCCUUGGCUAUAUAGCACGAUUGUGAUUGAAGAAAAGCGCAUGCGCAAAGCUGAAAAUUGUGUUUAGGAUUAAACUUUCUUCACGUUCUUAUGUAUAUUAAAAUAUGUUUACAGAAAUGGCUGGUAAGAGGCCUGCAUCUACAGACCUAAAUCAUGAUAAUUGGGAUGAUGAAGAAAGACCUGAAGAAGCAGGAACAUUUAAGAAAGCUACUGAUGAUGUAAUGGAAAAACGUAUUGUUAAAAAAGCUAAAAGACGUUUACAAAAUUCAGAUGAUACUACCAGAAGUGCAUUUGGUACAUUUAGAGGUUUUAAAACAACUUCGACUCAUGCUUCACCCUUUAGUUUUUUAGCUAGUGGUAAUACUAGCACUAGUACUAAUGAAGUUUUUUCUAAAACAACUACGAAUGUAAACAAGUCUUCUACAAAUAACGAAACAAUAAAAACUAAUGAAAAUGGAACUAAUAAAAAGGAAAAUACAGAAAUACAAACCUCGUCAACUAUAUCUACUAGUAAAAAUAGCAAUUCUGAUCAAGAAGAACAAAAUAUAUUUAAAAAAUCUGAUUACUUUGCUAAAUUAAAAGGAUUAAAUGAAAGUGUAGCACAGUGGAUUAAAACUCAUGUUGAUGCAAACCCAUUUUGCAUUUUGACACCAAUUUUUAAAGAUUAUGAAAAGUAUCUUAAAGAAAUUGAAACCAAACAUGGAAGUGAGAUUGAAAAACCAGUACAAACACAGUCUAGCGAUAAUAAAGAAACUAUUAAUACAGAUAAAAAGAACGAAAGUUCUCCAUUUGGUGGAACUAGCGCAAAAUCACCUUUUGCUUCUACAGAAUGGAAACCUGAAAAAUCAAUUUUUGGUAAUAUUAGUGCAGGUUCUAAAUCUAUAUUUGGAAAAUCAGAAAAUAGUGUAGAUACUGGUAAAUCCAUUUUUAGUAGUUUAGAUCAAAGUUCAGAUUCACAUAAAUCUGUUUUUGGUAAUAUUGAUCAGAAAUCUAGUAGUAAAAGUAUAUUUGGGAGUGCAAAUCCUGAAAAGAAUCCAUUUUUGAGUAAACCAUCUACUACACCUGAUAAAUUAGAUGAGCAAGAAACUAAAUCAGAUGUGAAAUCUACUAUUACUACUACUAAUACUACUACUAGCAGUUCUUUUGUUACAUCAAAUACAACUACCUUCUGUUUUGGUCAAAGUUCUGCCACCAAUAAUACAUCAACUGGUUUUAGUUUUGGAAGUACUAAACCAUUUACAUUUGGAGCUCAAGUGGUUCAACCACAGGAACCUGAGGAUGAAGGAAAAGAUGAUGAAGAUGAUGAACCACCAAAAGUAGAUUUCAAACCAGUAACGGAAGAAGGCGCUAUAUAUGAACAAAGGUGUAAAGUUUUUAUUAAAAAUGAUAGUAGUUUUACUGCUCGAGGUGUAGGAACACUAUUCCUAAAACCAACUCCAAAUGAAAAAACACAAUUAUUAGUACGAGCAGAAACUUCUUUGGGGAAUUUAUUGCUCAAUACUUUAUUAACCGAAAGUAUUCCAAUGAAACGUAUGAACAAAAAUACAAUAAUGCUAGUUUGUUUACCGAUGCCUGACUCUACACCACCUCCAGUACCAAUUUUAUUGAGAGUAAAAACAGAUCAAGACGCUGAUGCAUUAUUGGAAGCACUCAAUAAACAUAAAAAAUAAGAAAAAUAGGAAUUUUAAAUAAUAUGAAAUACAACAAAAAAAGAAAUAUAAUAAAAUCGUGUUGAAUAAUAAUUGAUAAAUUUUUGAAAACGAAAAUACAGUUUUGUUGUUAUACAUGUUCACUGUAAUAUUUUGACCUGAUUCGAUAUUUAAUAUAAUGUAAAAUAGUAUAAGUCAUACAUAUUUUUUAUUAUAUGAAUGAUACGUUCUGGUAUCAGUAAUAAAAAUAAUAUAAGGACUGUAAUUGAAACAAAUAAAUAUUAAUCAGAUUUAGGAUAUUUGAAGUUCAUACACGUUAUUUGGUAUUUGCAUAGUGCUUUCGCAUUAACAUAAAUAUCUAAUUAAGUGUAUAUAUUCAAAUUCAUUUUUUCUUUGUAAAAUUUCAAUGUUAUAAAUAUAAAUAACAGUAACUCUUUAAAUUAAACCUAAUUGUUUUCAUAUUAUUAUUUUCUUAUUUAAAAUAAUUUUUCCAUUUUAUACAGAAUUGUUUUUGUCAAAUGUAUUGUACAUACUUUUCCAAUAUAUGAUUUCCAAUAAAAUUCAUGUAAAUAGAAUCUAAACAUAUAUCAUAUAUUUUGUAUCUUAUUUUGAAAUAUAAAAUAUCUUACACUU
Molecule: messenger RNA, 2315 nt
Organism: Frieseomelitta varia
Lineage: Eukaryota; Metazoa; Arthropoda; Insecta; Hymenoptera; Apidae
Gene: Nup50
Product: nuclear pore complex protein Nup50
Exons: 5
Coding region: 138-1703 (521 amino acids)
Biological process (GO): protein import into nucleus
Cellular component (GO): nuclear pore
Source: RefSeq, a predicted model, not a curated record